AUGUUGCGGCAGCUGCUGAACAUACCUCCCCACGUCCCUCUCAACUUACAUGCGAUCCCAGACCCUCCGCCCGGCGAGAAACCGAAGCAACCGUAUCCCGUCCUGGUCCAGUUGGCGAUAUAUGGAAGUCGUAACAAGAGGCUUACCUUGCAGGAGAUCUACGCUGCGUUAGAGGAGAGAUUUGAUUGGUUCAAAGAAAGGAGCAACGAGAUGCAGUGGAAGAACUCGAUCCGUCAUAAUCUCUCACUGAACAAGGUCUUCAGACAAGUUCCUCGUCCCAUCACCGAGCCAGGCAAAGGCAAAUACUGGAUCGUUGAUCUUUCCGAGGGCACUGGCAACAAGCGCGAACGCAAGCGGAACAGGAAGAAGAAGACUCAGUCAUCCACGGGUGACGCUGAGCAAGAUUCCAGUGGCGAAGAGAGUGAA
Molecule: messenger RNA, 426 nt
Organism: Gloeophyllum trabeum ATCC 11539
Lineage: Eukaryota; Fungi; Basidiomycota; Agaricomycetes; Gloeophyllales; Gloeophyllaceae
Product: winged helix DNA-binding domain-containing protein
Exons: 2
Biological process (GO): regulation of transcription by RNA polymerase II
Molecular function (GO): RNA polymerase II cis-regulatory region sequence-specific DNA binding; DNA-binding transcription factor activity, RNA polymerase II-specific
Source: RefSeq, a predicted model, not a curated record